GUACCUAGUUGCUUACUGUGUUGUUGAGGUUGAUUGUAAAGAAAGCUGAACUUUUUUCCUUGAAUGCUUACGUGAAGCUCUUGGAGAUAGCAGUGAAGACUUGUCUUUGAUAUUCAUGGCAGACAGGCAAAAGGUAAGUUGUUGCCAUUCUAUUUAAAUUUUUUUGGUUUUUAUGUAUUGGGAUUUAUUACUCAUCAUAAUAUGACGUUGGUGUAGGGACUAUCAGAUGCCAUUACUACAUCUUUCCCACAAGCUCAUCAGAGGGUUUGUUGUAGACAUUUAUAUUAGAACUUCAAGUCCAAAUAUCUUAGUAUGUUAUUAAAAGUACAUUUUUGGGGGACUACAAGAGGAUAUACUACUGUCCAGUUUGAAAGAGAAAUGAAGGUUAUCAAGGAAAUUAAUUCGGAAGCAUAUGAUUGGUCAGAUAUCCACCCCCUCAAGCUAUGGUCUAGGCAUGCAUUUGAUAUUAGGGCUAAGAGUCACCACCUUACAAAUAAUACAACUGAAUCUUUCGACCAAUGGAUAUUAGAAGUAAGAGAUAAGCCCAUAUUGAGUGUGAUUGAUCAAAUAUAGAUUAAAUUAAUGAAUAGAUUGUAUAAACUAAACCAUUAUGGGCUUGGUUAUAUGUAUGAGGAUCCCGUCACACCAAUGGUCAAGAAAAAAUUAGACAAGAUUCUGCAAAAGUCUAGGUAUUGCAUAGUCCAUUCAUCAAGUCCAGUUGCAUUUGAGGUGAUAGAUUUUCAUCAAAAUAGAUUUAUACAUGGUGCAUUUGAUACACUAAAUGUGUGGUUGCUAUGAAUGGGAAUCUACAGGAUUGCCAUGUGUACAUGCAGGGAUGGUUAUUUUACAUAUGCAAUUGAAGAUUGAUGAUUACUGUGAUGAAUUUUACAGUGUAAAGAAGUAUAUGGAUAUAUAUAAGGAAAUGAUCCAACCACUUCCAGAUUUUACUGAUUUGAGUUAUACUCACCGCACCGGUAUGCUACAGCCUCCAGAACUUAAAAGAAGGCCAGGAAGAUCGAAAAAGAGCAGAAAAAUAGUGUUUGAUGAGCCUCCUGCUAGUGAGUUCAGGAAGAGGUCAUCAAGCGUAAGAUGUGCCAUAUGCGGGAAGACAUGCCACAACAAAAGGACAUAUUCGAGAGAUCCUGAUACAGGGAAGCAGGUAUCAACUAAGAAAGCAAAGGGAUGGUCAUCAAGGGGAAGAUAUCUGCAGCUCACAAAGAAUGACAAGGUCACAGACAUCUGUAACAGGUAUACAAGAUACUAUACAACAAAGAACAAUAGCACGUUUGUCAGCCACGUACACGAGGAGGAAAGCGGUAAAGGCAAAAGCAGUUUUCAGAUGCUACUAACAAAUGAAGGACCAUAUCUUUAUGUAUUUAUGCAAAACUCCCUUAGUGUGAUGUUCUGUUGUGGGUGAUUUGGUAUUCAGUUAAUGAGAGUGGGGUCUAAGACUGUUAAUUUUGUAUCCCCUUUGUGUGGGAUCUGAAAGUAUGUUUAAGUUUGUAUCCAGUUGGAAACAAUGGUG
Macadamia integrifolia is the source of this 1525-nucleotide messenger RNA. RefSeq lists its product as uncharacterized. Lineage: Eukaryota; Viridiplantae; Streptophyta; Magnoliopsida; Proteales; Proteaceae. Gene Ontology annotation, molecular function: zinc ion binding. The transcript has 2 exons. The record is from RefSeq and is a predicted model, not a curated record. The coding region runs from base 782 to 1417 and encodes 211 amino acids.